AUAACUAUGAAUUGUUUUCAAUGAAAGAAACUGAAUCUAUUGUUGAGAUGAUCACUAGGUUCACUGAAAUUGUCAAUGGCCUUGAAGCAUUGGGAAGGGUCAUAAAUGAAUCCAAAAAGGUGAUGAAGAUAUUGAGGUCUCUCCCCUCAAAGUGGCAUACAAAGGUCACCGCUAUUAAAGAAGCUAAAGAUUUGACCAAGCUACCUAUGGAAGAACUCUUAGGGUCAUUAAUGACUUAUGAAAUCAGUUUGACAAAGCAACUACAAGAGAGUGAAGACAAAAAGAAGAAAAACAUAGCUCUCAAAGCUACAACCAAGGAAGAAGAAGAUGUUGAAGAAGAAAAACCAAGUGAAGAAGAUGAUGAUUUAGCUCUCAUCACAAGAAAGCUCAACAAGUACAUGAGAGGUGAAAGGUUUAGAGGGAAAAAGUUUACCUCUAGAAGAAAUCCCUCAAGAAGGGAAUCCUCAUCACAUGGUGACAAGGAAAAAUGGGAAGAGAAAGGAGAUUUGAUAUGCUUCAAAUGCAAAAAGCUGGGACACAUUAAAUAUGAUUGUCCUCUCUACAAAAUUGAAGCCAAGAGAAGAAUGAAGAAGGCAAUGAUGGCCACUUGGAGUGAGAGUGAAGAAUCUUCCGAGGAAGAAAAGGAGAAAGAAGUGGCAAACAUGUGCUUCAUGGCAAUAGAUGAUCUUGAUGAGGAAAACUCUAACUCUAGUGAUGAAGAUAUGCAUGUUAUUUUUGAAGAACUAUAUGAGGAUUUUGAAAAACUUAGUUUGAAAAAUAAUUCUCUUAAAAAGAGAAUUCAAGAACUUGAAAAAGAACUUGAGGAAGUGAAAGAAAAGUUUUCAAUU
Messenger RNA from Vitis vinifera (wine grape), 848 nucleotides. RefSeq lists its product as uncharacterized. The transcript has a single exon. The annotation marks the transcript as partial. Lineage: Eukaryota; Viridiplantae; Streptophyta; Magnoliopsida; Vitales; Vitaceae. The record is from RefSeq and is a predicted model, not a curated record. Gene Ontology annotation, molecular function: nucleic acid binding; zinc ion binding.